Stegostoma tigrinum is the source of this 6849-nucleotide messenger RNA. RefSeq names its product zinc finger protein 271-like. Lineage: Eukaryota; Metazoa; Chordata; Chondrichthyes; Orectolobiformes; Stegostomatidae. The record is from RefSeq and is a predicted model, not a curated record. Gene Ontology annotation, cellular component: nucleus. Bases 510 to 1361 code for a protein of 283 amino acids. The transcript is spliced from 2 exons.
GAGCUGGUUCACUUCCUACAGGGACUGAAAACCAAGUGAGGAGAUGCAGGAAUACACCAAACUACACCAAAGAGUACAAAGGGGAUAGAUACCGCAGAUAGAUCCUGACCAUCACCCAAGGAACAACUGCACGACCCUGGGAAGACAUCACUCCUUCACAGCAUUGGUCAACAUAGAGAAGGUUGGGCAGUGAAACCAUCAUCUGGAAAUUGGUCAGGUCAGGAGAGCUUUGACAUAUCAUCAGAUCUCAAAACUCGUCAGUGGUGUGGAGUCUUCCAUCAGAACCAACCUUUCUGAAAAUUUGGCUGUGGGUGGUUGGAAGAAGUGUGAUUGGCUCCAAGUGUAAUGAAAGCUUCAAUCGUUCAUCAAGUCUCUCAAAUCACUAACUCUUUCUGAAAGGUGAGAAGCUGCUAAAGUGUAAGGUAAGUGAGGAGGGUUCCACAGGCACAUAAAGUCUCCUAAUACUCAAGGUGUAUCUGUGGAACAACUGUUAACGUAAGUACAGCUACAUGGAACCAAAACCCUUCAAGUGUGAGGUGUGUGAUCGAGCUUUUGGACAAUCAUCAACACUUGUGAAUCACCGACGCAUUCACACAGGGGAGAAACCAUUCAAAUGUGAAGUAUGUAACCAGAGCUUUGCCCAGUUAUCGGGCCUCGUGAAUCACCGGCCCAUUCACACAGGGGAGAAACCAUUCAGGUGCGAGGUUUGUGGCAAAUCAUUCUCACAGUCAUCGACACUGCUCGUGCAUCAACGUGUUCACACAGGGGAGAAACCAUUCCGGUGUGAGGUGUGUAUCAAAUCAUUCUCUGAUUCAUCGACCCUCCGCAGACACCAACGCAUUCACACGGGGGAGAAACCAUUCAAUUGUGAGGUGUGUAACAAAUCAUUUUCAACAUCCUCAGACCUCCGUAUACACCAACGCAUUCACACAGGAGAGAGACCAUUUAUAUGCAAGCUAUGUGAGAAAUCAUUCUCAUCAUCAUCAGACCUCCACGUACAUCAACGCAUUCACACAGGGGAGAAGCCAUUCAGAUGUGAAGUCUGUAACAAAUCAUUCUCACAGUCAGGAAAUCUCCGUACACACCAACGCACCCACACAGGUGAGAAACUGUUCAAGUGUAAGGUGUGUGACAGAUCAUUCUCUGACUCAACAAGGCUCCUGCUUCACCAGAGGAUCCACACAGGGGAGAAACCAUUCACUUGCGAGGUGUGUAAUAAAUCAUUCUCUGUAUCAUCAAGCCUCCGUGUACACCAACGCAUUCAUACAGGGGAGAAACCAUUCACAUGCGAGGUGUGCAACAAAUCGUUCACCAGGUCAUGGAACCUCCUGUUCCAUCAAAGGAUCCACACAGGAGAGUGACAGGUUUGUCAUGGAACUUUCAUGAGAUCUUUGACUAUCCAUGGCACCGCAGGAUUCACACAGGGGAGAAACUCUUCAGGUACAAUGUGUGUGACAAGCUUUCACACAGUCAACGUAUCUCUUCUCCAUCAGCACACUCACCCAGAAGAGAAAUCGUCUCACAAUAACUUGUGUAAUGAAGCCUUCACACAGUUUAUGGACCUUGUGGAGCAUCAGUGAACCCACACAGGAAUGACCUACCAUAUUUUUGUCACUCUGUCCUCAGAAUGUAUGAACUUUUACACAGUCUCUCAGUGCAGGGUGUUCAGUGGGACUGGGACGCAGAACAAGAAGCAGCUUUCACUCCCAUCAAACACCUAGUGAUGACAUCACCAGUGCUGAGGGAUUAUGAUGUCGACAAUGGAACCACCCUGCAGUGUGAUGUCAGUGACACAGGACUUGGAGUAAUCCCCAUGCAGUGAGGGCAACCAGAUCAUUUACACUAACUUGAAAACACUACACAGAUGAAGAAAGUGAGGCUGGAUAUUGUCUUUAUUUGUGAGGAGUUCAAUGUGUAUAUGUUUGGGAAAGAGAAAGUAAUGGUGGAGUCUGACCACAAGCCAUUUCAAAACAUCAUUGUAUCUGCUUCAGAGCAUUUGCACAUGGAGAUUUUGUUUGGAAAUAAAGUACACUCAAGAAAAGCAUAUGUCCAUCACUGACAUGCUGUUGAGAGCUACUUACUGUUUCAAGUUUCUGAUGCUUGUACAGAGCAUGAAACCUUCCCGAUUUACUACAAGAAAAAUCAGUGCAACGUGCUGUGGAAUUAUGAACCCAGCAGUGACAUGGAGACAUCUUCUGGUCUCCAGAUUAUUGGAGUCCAGAGGUAAGGUAUUGGAGCCACUCACAGUGAAUCCAUGAGAAUUAUCAGGGAAAUUAAACAUCCAACAAGGAAUUCCCCAGCUUCCAGAAUCCUCUGAGUGGUCUCCAACUCCAAGACAUCAGACAGUCACAAGUAUUGACCUGGAUAGUUACCCAGGAAAUCUUAGACAAGAAGAAACCUUGUCCAACUACUGGGUGCCUAUGCAGCUUACCCACCAGAACUAACUCUGACCUCUUGACCACCCCACUAACAAAACCCUCUCCCUUACUAAGGCCUGGCCAGAGAGCACCACCACCAUAACAGACUCAACCUGUCCCGCCCCUACUAUCCCAAAAUUAACAAAUUCCCAACCUGACAAUCUCUCCUUACCCAACCUAACUAAUUCUGAACCAAACAAACCCCUUCAACUCACUCAGCUGCUGACCUAUCGACCUGCCAUCCCAAUCUUCUGAUUCUCUUCACUGCUCUCUGUGUGGAUUCCUGCUCUGAUUCUCUUUACUUCUGUCUGUAUAGAUUCUAGUAAUAGGAGAGUUCUUUUGGCUGCUGCUUCAGAAGUUAUGCCAGAAAGUUGACAUCUGCAUAAGUGGGGAGUUUUCUCUCUGUUCAGUGUCAAAAAUAGAGGUUCUGACUUAGGAUUUGGGGUGAAUCUGACAGAUUUAGCAAACUAUCCAACAAGUUGCAACUCUUCAAAUGUUACAAAACGUUAUGCUGAAAGUAUGGCCUGAAACCAUCAAAGGCAUCCUUGUUACUGUAAGAGAGAAUUGGACAAAUAGACACAAACAGAUUGCCAAAGAUAGCAUCUUGUGCAAAACGUGCAGGGUUAUUAUGCCUAAAGAGAUGAGAAUAGAACAGUAUUUAAAACUCAAAUUGCUCCAAUUAUUUCUGGAGCAACAUGAGAAAUAUUUGACAGAUUUCUAGUGUGAGAACAGCAUUCUUCAUCCUCGGAAGCUUUCAAACUGACAAUAUCAGUGUGGGAUGUUUAGCCCCAGAUGUGUUUUAGAGCAGAUCAGAAGAGGAAGACCCCCAGCAACCAAGGUAGUGAUGUCAUGCAGUGGUGGGAUUAUCACAUAUACAGGAGGUGGGGUCACAGAAGGGAAUCAAACAGGAUAGAGAAAUACAGAAGAGGAGGGAGGAUGGAGCAAUUUGCUUUGCUCUGUUCUCCUCCUCCUCCAUCUGUCCUUCCUUCUCAAUCUUCUUCCUAUUUUUCACUCAUCUCUCUCUUCUCUCUCAAACUCCGCCAUUACAAUAAUGAGGAAUGGUGAGAAAUUGCACAAUUUUAAACUCUAUCAUGAAUGUAAAAGGUAAGCAGAAACUCUAUUCAGUAUUAUUAAGGCAACAAUGUUAUUAUGACUAGAUUUAACUAUUUAUCCUGUUAUGUGACACAAGUCUAUGGGACUUGCUGAAUUAAUUGCUGGCCAAGCAUGUACACUGCUGAUGAGGGUUGUUGAUGUUGUCUGAUGUGCCCACUCUACUGUACCAGCUCUCAGACAUUUCCUCCUAGCUCCCUCUGGACCAUUGGCCGAGCACUAUUCCUCAACUGGUGUUUACUGAUCUCAUCUCAUCUGGAGAUCUUCCCUCCACAGCUUUCUACCAAAUAGUUCCCAACUCCAAAGAGCCCUUCUUCCCACAAUCCAUGAACAAGACUAAUCCAACAGACUCAUCAUUUCAAUCUUUUCCUGCCCCAAUAAACUUUCCUCUUCUUAUCUGCAGUCUAUUCGUCUCUCCCCCUUGUCCAGUCUCUUCCCCCUCAGCCAAUUUCUUCCACUCGCAUUUGUGAUUCUUCUGAAACUUAGUAUUGGUUCCAAAAUUUCUAAUUUGUUUGCCCCAGCAGUCUCUCUUCAACAUGGACUAUAAAAUCCCUCACUUGUCCAUCCUCCAGCAGAAUCAUCUGAAGGCUGUGCACUUCCUUCUUGAAAAGAGGCCUGAACAAUUUCCCUGUCCAUCGCCCUCCACCUGGUUGAGCUCCUACUUACUUCGAAUAUUUUCUCCUUUAACUUGUCUCAUAUUCUCCAAGUAAAAGGUGUAGCGAUGAGUAUCUACCUGAAUCCCAUUGUGCAACUCUCUUUCACGGGUAUGUGGAACAUUCCUUCUUCCAGUCCUACUCGGACCCCCUCCUAUAACUCUUUUUCUGAUAUAGUGAAGCCUCCUGGUCUCAGCUAGAAUUAGAAAAAUUCAUUGGUUUUGCUUCCAGUAUCCAUUUUUCUCCAUCUUCAUCUGGCCCUACUCUGACUCUACCCCUACUUUUCCUUGACAUUUCCAUUUUUUGGGGAUAGGCUGUCCAUUAGUAUCUAUUACAAACCCAUCAACACCCACUUGAUUAUAUUUCAUCACAAUCUUCCUGUAAGGACUCCUGUAAUGGCUACUUGCUGAAAGUGUUAACACUUGCCCUUUUACCUUUUCCCUUCUCACUGCUCCACGCCCCAAACACACCUUGCAGAUGAUGCAGCAAUUUAUUUUAACUGCAAGUGUUUUGUGAACCAGCACCUGUGGAACCACGCGUGUGCCGUUUGAUCAAAUGUUCCAGUUGAUCAAGAGGUCCAUAUAGUCAAUGUAAAACACAUGAAAAUCAUAGAAGCAUAAUGCAAGGAGUAUACACAUCACUCUUAUACUUUGUUUACAGCAUAAAUCCAUAAUAAUGCAACUUUCCUUAAAUUUGCUGGUAAACAGCAUUCUCACUCACACCCUCAAUUGACUACUUGGGCAUCACAGACAUCGCAAUAAUACAAUGAACUGCCAGUAUUGAGGUACAUAAUUUUUGUCAUUUGAUGGAGUGUGGGUUCAUAAGGUGCCAUUAAAAUAAAGUUUGCUGCACUUCUUUUAAUCGAGUCUACUCAAUGCUGACAAUGCAGUUUACAUGGUGAGACUAAACACCUGGUCAGUGACCACUUAGAGGAGCACCUCACUAUCUGUGACAAUGACCCUAACCUUUCAGUCACUAUUUCAGUACAUCAUCCCAUACUAACAUUUCUGUGUCAUUGUGGAAUGCUGCAAUUUUCCAGCAAGACCUUGUGCAAACUGGAGGAAUAGCACAUCAUGUUCUGCUUUGGAACUUUACAGCCUUUAGGAGUCAACAACUUCAGCCAUGAACUCUGUCCUCUAUUUUGAUUAUAAGCCACCCCCUCUGCCGCAGAAUCUUGUUUGCUGUCAGCAUUGCUGACCUAUUUUUAACUGUUCACACAUAGCAUUUUCUGCAUCAAUAUUACUUCUCUACCAUUAAAAUUCCCUUUGCCGUUUGCUGUGAGCAUUCUCAGUAUCUGUUCCAUUCAUUCCUCCUUCCACUUUGUCAAAAACAUAAAACCACACAUAUUCCAGCUCCUAUCAGUUCUGGACAAGACUCAUAUUGGAUUCAGAACAUUAACUGCCUCUUUCUGUACAGUGCAGUCAGACCAGCAGAAGUUGUUGAACAUUUGUUUUUUUUAUUUUAUAUGUCGACUUGAUUCAUGAAUAUGAUUGACUAUUUUGUGCCUCAGAAAAGUCUUGAGUAUAAUUUGAAGAGCUGUCUCAAAUACAGACAAUCAGCAGAAACUCAGCACUCUCACUAUUCCUGUCCAGUGCCAUUUCUGUGUUUGGAACCAGCUUCCUGGCUGAUGUUUAAUAAACUGAUGCUGAAGAUCGAUAAAGUUCAAUUCACACUUAAUGUUACUGACACUUAAAAUUCCGAAUACUGCCACUUUCAACCAGGUUACACUGAUAAACCUGCACCCAAAACAUAGCACAAACUCUUGACUGUAAUUGGUAUGCUUGUGCUUGUUGCAAAUUUGUCCAAAGGCUUUACUAAAGCAAAUAUUUUUUAAGUGCGUUUGACAAUAGAAGCAGUUAUUUUUAAGGGUGGUAUAUCAUGAUCUGAUUUGUUUCAUGAUCAAUGCAGUGUGUAAACAUCCACUGGAUAAUUUUCUGAGACUUAAGAUAUAUUUUAAAUUCUCAUUUCAUCGACUUUUAGCCCAGAGAAUUUUUCAUCUUAGUAAUUUAUGUGCUAUUUUUUCUUAGUAUUUUGUCCUGGCUUUUGUACUUAGUUCCUCAGUUGUAGAUGGUUCAUGGUGGUCUUGUAUGUGGGGAAUGGACAAAAGCACAGCUGAAGAGAAGAAGGAAACAAUGACUGAAGAUAUCUACAGCCUUGUGAUCACUAUUAGUAGACAAGAGUCAAAAAGAUGUGUUUUUCUUAUUCCAACAUCUGCAAGACCUUGUUAUUUUCCAACUAAAUCUGACAAGAUCAGAACUGAGAUUAUUCACCUUUACGAAGGCCUUUGAUAAUAAGUGCUGACAAUAUUUAACUAACUGAUGAAUCUACAAAAAAUCUGCUUUAAUGUGGGAGAAAGCCACAAGAUUGGCAGGGGCAAAGGGGAAUACCACUGGCAACAAUCCUAGGUCAGAGGGGAUUUAAUAAAAUUAUGUGCUAUUGUCAUCUGAUGUCCUGAAGGGGUGUGAACAUUGGUCUGAGUGACAUACUUCACACGAUAACCAUCAGGAGAUUGUCAGGGGAAGUGGUCUGGUUAAUCACUCAGGUCGUGAAAGGGUUUCAUUUAACAGUUUGACCAUCUAAGGACUGACCCUUGUCACAGAAGAAGGCCAGUUUUGUAAGUUUACUUGUAGCAGCUCUAUAUACAUAUACAUGUGGACAUAUACUCAAUA